Pelodiscus sinensis (Chinese soft-shelled turtle) is the source of this 954-nucleotide messenger RNA. Its product is annotated as olfactory receptor 10A7-like. The record is from RefSeq and is a predicted model, not a curated record. Lineage: Eukaryota; Metazoa; Chordata; Testudines; Trionychidae. Gene Ontology annotation, biological process: G protein-coupled receptor signaling pathway. Gene Ontology annotation, cellular component: membrane. Gene Ontology annotation, molecular function: olfactory receptor activity; G protein-coupled receptor activity.
AUGGGGAAGGGCAACCAGAGCUGUGUGACUGAGAUCGAGCUAUUGGGAUUCUCCGAUUUCCGGGCACUGCAAGUCCCACUCUUCGUGCUGGUGCUCGCCUUCUAUGUGUUUGCAGUGGUAGGGAACACACUGAUCGUUCUGGUCACAGCGGCUCACCCGGCCCUCCACACCCCCAUGUACUUCUUCCUCCGGAACCUGUCCUUCCUGGAGGUCUGCUACACCUCCGUCACCCUGCCCAAGCUGCUGGUGAACCUGCUCUCGGAGUCCCAGACCAUCUCCUUCCUGGGCUGCGGGGCUCAGAUGUGCUUCUUCCUGUUCUUCGGCAUCACGGAGUGCUGCCUGCUCUCCGCCAUGGCCUACAACCGCUACGUGGCCAUCUGCUGCCCCUUGCAGUACGCCCUCAUUGUGAACCAGCGGCUCUGUGCUCAGCUGGCGGGCGGUGCAUGGACCAUUGGUACCUUGGCAGCUUUCAGCCAAACUGUGUCAAUAUUUACAAUGCCCUUCUGUGGGCCUAACAGAAUCAGCCAUUUCUUCUGCGACAUCCUCCCUGUGUUGGGACUGGCCACCACCGACACCCACCAGUACGAAGCUGCCGUUACGAUCCUCACGGUGCUUCUUAUCCUGGUCCCGUUUUUGCUCAUCCUCUUGUCCUACAGCCUGAUCAUCUCCACCAUCCUGAAGAUGCCCUCGGCUGAGGGCAGACACAAAGCCUUCUCCACCUGCUCCUCACACCUCCUCGUGGUUUCCCUCUUCUAUGGCAGCGCAAUUCUUAUCUACAUGCAGCCCACUUCGGUGCAAUCCCAGGGCCAUGACAGGUUCCUUUCCCUGGUAUACACGGUGCUGACGCCAACAUUUAACCCUGUUAUUUACAGCCUGAGGAACAAGGAGAUAAAAAGUGCUCUCAGGAAAUCAACAGGCUGGAAGCUGUUCCCUCAGGCAACCUCUUUGGGUUGA